Bursaphelenchus okinawaensis is the source of this 598-nucleotide messenger RNA. The record is from the annotation of a GenBank genome assembly. Lineage: Eukaryota; Metazoa; Nematoda; Chromadorea; Rhabditida; Aphelenchoididae.
AUGAAGUUGUUCUUCGUCUUUUUGUUGCUUACUGUAGCUACCCGAGCCGAUCGUCGUGAUGGUCGUGAAUUCGAAGAGUACGGUACUAUUUUGUGUCCUGGUGCGUCAUCGUGCUUGGGGAAGAGGUGUAGCGUGAAGUUUGUGGUCGCACUCGCUGACGACGACUACAGGGACUUGUCUGAGUAAGUUUUAUUUUUUAGUUACUGUAGUUAAAAAAAGCUUUGGCUAUUGUAUUUUACAUUUAAUAGGUUGUUUAAUAAAUUCUAGCACUAAAUUCAAAAAUUUGUUUUGAGAGGGGGCUCAGAAUUAUUUGAACAACAGAUUAAACUAUGUUUUGAUUACAGAAACAGCUAUUCAAAUAACGCUUGCUUACUGUAACUUUUGCUAUUUCAGAAGCUGCAGCACCUUCAACAUAUGGCCGGACGGUCGUUAUCACAUCAGAUGCAAUGCCAAGUAUGACGAUUCCAAAGCCUUCUACCUCCAAUACAUUGGCCAUUGUCAUCCUCAAGGACAGCCAAGUGAAAGAGAGUACAAGAUCCCACCCUAUGCUCGAGAGUUCGUAUUCGCCGGCGACAUUGUUCUCAAGGAUCCUGAAUAA